UGCACGUCACAAGUCAGUCACAUGUGGAAGAAAUACAAGAACUGAUCGUCAAAACUCCGAUGCGCAUCAAUCAGAAGUUGUUCUUUCAUGAAUAUCAAUCCCGCAAGCUUACAAAAUGCGGAGAGCAUACCGUCGGCAUUCGAGCGCUUAGGAUAUAGUUUCAUUCUACAUGUUAAAGUCACUACUGUAUAGUUCCGGGUAAAUGUCCAUCUAUUCUUAUUUGUUUGUGGAUUGAAGUCGUAAGAAGACAAUAUUGGAAUUCUGGGCAAAAUGUAUUUCCGAGAUAUAUAUAUUCUAGGCAAAUUUCAUGCUACAUAACUUUUCUCAUCCAUUGGGAUGAGGUCGCAUUCAGGUUCAAUCUAAAGCUUCCCAAUAUGUUCUAUUCAAGUCUUUCUGUGUUGACGGUACUUGCUGGCGUUGCCAGUGCCAUCAACAUCACUGCAUCUGCCAGUGGUGGCAAUGGCUCUUCUCCUUUGGCAUAUGGUCUCAUGUUUGAGGACAUCAGUCAUUCUGGUGAUGGUGGAAUUUAUGCCGAGUUGAUUCAAAACCGAGCAUUUCAAGGAAAUCGGGAAUUUGCAUCUACUCUGAAACCGUGGUCAGCAAUUGGAAGCUCAGUCUUAACCUUACAAAACACAUCAAUACCAUUAUCAUCGUCACUACCAACGUCAGUUAAUGUGCAUGGCUCAUCCAGUGGCACUUCUCACAACAGCACUGGGAAACUAGGUAUCUCCAAUCCUGGAUGGUGGGGAAUAAGUGUUCAGCCUCAAAAAUAUACCGGAAGCUUCUGGGUUUUGGGAUCAUAUACUGGACAUUUCACAGCAAGCUUGGUGGGAGCAGCAUCAGGGACGGUUUUUGCGAGUGUUGAGAUACCUUCAAAGUCUUCGUCUAAAAAAUGGACUGAAUUUUCAUUCACUCUCAAACCUACUACUGCAGCUCCAGAUGUCAACAACGUUUUCAUCAUCGAGUUCGAUAGCGGUCAUUCCCUGAACUUCAAUCUCAUCAGUCUCUUUCCACCAACCUACAAUGACAGACCAAAUGGUAACAGACCAGAGCUUAUGAAAGCUAUGAAAGACCUCAAGCCAAGUUUCUUCAGAAUUCCGGGUGGAAAUAACAUGUACAUCUCCCAUGACAAAUUGAUCAAAGUGGAUAAUAUUAAUGAUUGGUGACAAUAGUGAAGGAGACAGUUAUGGUUAUCGUUGGGCAUGGAAUGAGACGAUCGGCCCCCUGAAGGAUCGCCCAGGAAGACCAGGUAUGUGAAACUUCGUUUAUCAUUGAACACAUUGACUAAUAAUCAAUUCUUACAGGAACUUGGGGAUACCAAAAGUGAGCAUAACUCGCUCUUUCAUUCACACAUCUAUUCAUACUAACCUGUGGCGAUCUAGCACCGACGGGCUUGGUUUGAUUGAAUAUAUGAAUGCAAGUUCCCUUUUUUCGUUCCAUAAUUAACAAGUACUUCAGCUAACCUCUGAAAGUGGUGCACCGAUCUCGAUGUCGAACCCGUCCUAGCAGUUUGGUCCGGCCUUUACUUAAACAACGGCGCGCCAGGUCCCAUCGUUGUCUCGGAAGCAGAUCUCCAACCUUAUGUUGAUGAUGCUAUGAACGAACUUGAGUUCCUCAUGGGUGAUAAAUCAACCAAAUACGGAGCUCUUCGUGCCUCUCUUGGCUACCCUGAGCCCUGGAAAAUCAACUAUGUAGAAGUAGGCAACGAAGAUAAUCUAAGUAAUGGAGCGUCGACAUAUAUUGCCUACCGCUGGCCCAUGUUUUUCAACGCCAUACACGCUAAAUAUCCAGAUAUUCUAGUCAUCUCUUCUGCUCAAGAUCUCCUCUCAGUUGGCCCUCCACAUACAUCAGGCACCGACUUCCAUCAAUAUCUCAGACCGGAUGACUUUGCAGUCCAAUUUGAGCUUUUCGAUAAUGCAAAUAGAUCUUAUCCCAUCUUGUUAGGCGAAUAUGCAGUCAUCCAACCGAACGCAAACGGAGCACCAGUAAACUGGAAUGCUGCCAAAAUGGACUAUGGUACCUGGAUUGGAGCUGUUGCUGAAGCGAUUUAUCUCCUCGGUAUGGAAAGGAACGGAGAUAUUGUACUUGGUGCAUCAUAUGCGCCUGGUUUCCAAAAUAUAAACUCUUUCCAAUGGACUGUAAGUUCCACUCCAUCCGCCCCUUCGAUUUUAACCCUAAAAUUGAGGAUAAAGAGUAACUGGUACUAACAAUUCAAAAGCCCGAUCUCAUCACGUUCAGUGCCGACCCAGAAAAAACAGUCCUCAGUUGUUCCUGGCAUCAAUUCCAACUCCUAUCGACCAACCGUUACAAAGCUACAGUUCCAUUCACCGUCACAAACUCGGACAAUAGCACGUCACCAUUCGGUCCGGCUUUCUACGUCAUUGGUGUGAAUAAUCCCGGUGAAUACGUUUUCAAAGCCACAGUCUACAAUACAACAGAGUCGGUUCCUUUCUCCAUUGACUUUGAAGGUGUAGAUGCGGGUGCGAAGGGUACGCUUACCGUGUUGAAUGCUCCAGAUGGGAAUAGUAUGAAUGUUUAUGGAGGGGAAGAUGUGGUGAUCAAGAAGGUUAGUAGUAUUACCGCGGGGCCUGGAGGAAAGUUUGAGUUUGAAUUGAAGGAGUAUGAUAUUGCGGUUUUUACCACCUAGAGAAGAGGGAUUCGGAAAUGGGUAUAUAUAGAGUGCAAUUAUGAUACAAAAGAGCCUAUUCUAUUCCUAUUAACAGCGCACAGCUCAUCCAUAAUAUAUUAGACAUGAAGGUUGUUGUCAUACCUUUUCUAAUCUGUUAUAAGCCUAUGUUAUGCCUUCUUUAUGUUGUGUGCAUAGUUAGUCAGUCCUUCAAGCCGCAAUCUUUCUGGAUAGCUGGAGGCACGGAACUAGAAUCAAGGAGAUUUUAGGAUACUUAACUUCGCUCAAUGUAGACAAUAAGUUCAAGUAGAGAAUUGCAUUUCAAGGCCUAGAAAUCUUGCUAGGGGCAGAGUGUUUGUAAGCUAAGACUCAUGAAUC
Sclerotinia trifoliorum is the source of this 3004-nucleotide messenger RNA. Lineage: Eukaryota; Fungi; Ascomycota; Leotiomycetes; Helotiales; Sclerotiniaceae. The record is from the annotation of a GenBank genome assembly.